Messenger RNA from Solanum pennellii, 943 nucleotides. RefSeq names its product germin-like protein subfamily 1 member 14. Lineage: Eukaryota; Viridiplantae; Streptophyta; Magnoliopsida; Solanales; Solanaceae. The coding region runs from base 67 to 753 and encodes 228 amino acids. The record is from RefSeq and is a predicted model, not a curated record. The transcript has 2 exons. Gene Ontology annotation, cellular component: cell wall. Gene Ontology annotation, molecular function: manganese ion binding.
AAAUAUCAUUUGAUCGUAUAUAAUUUCAUAAGAUAUUUAGUAGUGAUAAUUAAAUUUCUAGUAGCAAUGACUUUCAAGUCAUUUGUUUUAACCAUUGCCAUAAUGGCUGUUUUAUUUUCAUUGAGCCAUGCAUCUGAUCCCAGCCCUCUUCAGGAUUUUUGUGUAGCUGUUAAUGACUCCAAAAAUGCUGUUUUCGUGAAUGGAAAAUUUUGCAAGAAUCCAAUGGAUGUCAAUGCUGAUGACUUCUUUAGGCCCGGGCUAAACCUGGCUGGAAACACUUCAAAUCAACUUGGAUCUGCUGUAACUGCGGUUAACGUCAACAACUUGGCAGGACUCAACACUUUGGGCAUUUCUUUAGCUCGUAUUGAUUUUGCACCCUAUGGUCUGAACCCACCUCAUACUCACCCCCGAGCAACUGAAGUUCUUGCUCUCUUCGAGGGUACGCUCUACGUUGGAUUUGUCCUUUCAAACCCUGGUCCAAAUAUGAAGAACAAACUCUUUACAAAAAUCUUGCAUCCUGGAGAUGUGUUUGUUUUCCCAGUAGGUCUAAUUCAUUUCCAAUUUAACGUGGGAAAGACUGAUGCAGUUGCAUUUGCUGGACUCAGUAGCCAAAAUCCAGGAGUCAUUACUAUUGCAAAUGCAGUAUUUGGUUCAGAUCCACCAAUCAAUGAUGAUGUUCUUGCAAAAGCAUUCCAAAUUGAUAAAAAAGUUGUGGAUUACCUCCAGUCACAAUUCUGGUGGGACAACAACUAAAUAAUACGUUAAGUAUUUUAAAAAAUAUAUAGUACUAUAUGGUUUUGUUGACUGCAAAAUUACUAAAUAAGUAUUGAUCAUGUAGACUGGUACUUUAAUUUCCUCUCCAUUUUAGUGUGUGAUGUAUUGGAUGAGGAUAUAUGUUAUGUGUGGUUUGUUAUAUGGAAUAAAAAUAAUUUAUUGUUUGUGA